Mandrillus leucophaeus (drill) is the source of this 2892-nucleotide messenger RNA. RefSeq names its product potassium channel, voltage gated KQT-like subfamily Q, member 2 (gene KCNQ2). The record is from RefSeq and is a predicted model, not a curated record. Gene Ontology annotation, biological process: transmembrane transport; potassium ion transport. NCBI's taxonomy places the organism in Eukaryota, Metazoa, Chordata, Mammalia, Primates, Cercopithecidae. Gene Ontology annotation, cellular component: membrane. The transcript is spliced from 18 exons. Gene Ontology annotation, molecular function: voltage-gated potassium channel activity. The coding region runs from base 1 to 2892 and encodes 963 amino acids.
AUGGCCCCUCUCCUGGACCUGUUCUCUGCAUGCGGGCUGCGGUACGGCACAUGUCCGUCGGGUGCUCACGACUUCUCUGACCAGUUUGCACUGAUGGACCUUGAAGCAGGCACUGCGGCCAGCACUGACCUGUGCUCCCCAAACCCUCCAAACCCUCCAGGCACUGUGGCCAGCGCUGACCUCUGCUCCCCGAGCCCUCCAAACCCUCCAGGCACUGUGGCCAGCGCUGACCUCUGCUCCCCGAACCCUCCAGUCUCUGUGACCAACGCUGACCUGUGCUCCCCAAACCCUCCAAACCCUCCAGGCACUGUGACCAACGCUGACCUGUGCUCCCCAAACCCUCCAAACCCUCCAGUCUCUGUGACCAACGCUGACCUCUGCUCCCCAAACCCUCCAAACCCUCCAGUCUCUGUGGCCAGCGCUGACCUCUGCUCCCCGAACCCUCCAGUCUCUGUGACCAACGCUGACCUGUGCUCCCCAAACCCUCCAAACCCUCCUGUCUCUGUGACCAACGCUGACCUGUGCUCCCCAAACCCUCCAAACCCUCCAGUCUCUGUGACCAACGCUGACCUGUGCUCCCCAAACCCUCCAAACCCUCCAGUCUCUGUGACCAACGCUGACCUGUUCCUCCUGGUGUUCUCCUGCCUCGUGCUGUCUGUGUUUUCCACCAUCAAGGAGUAUGAGAAGAGCUCAGAGGGGGCCCUCUACAUCCUGGAAAUCGUGACUAUCGUGGUGUUUGGUGUGGAGUACUUCGUGCGGAUCUGGGCCGCAGGCUGCUGCUGCCGGUACCGUGGCUGGAGGGGGCGGCUCAAGUUUGCCCGGAAGCCGUUCUGUGUGAUUGACAUCAUGGUGCUCAUCGCCUCCAUUGCGGUGCUGGCCGCCGGCUCCCAGGGCAAUGUCUUUGCCACAUCCGCGCUGCGGAGCCUGCGCUUCCUGCAGAUUCUACGGAUGAUCCGCAUGGACCGGCGGGGAGGCACCUGGAAGCUACUGGGCUCUGUGGUCUAUGCCCACAGCAAGGAGCUGGUCACUGCCUGGUACAUCGGCUUCCUCUGUCUCAUCCUGGCGUCGUUCCUGGUGUACUUGGCAGAGAAGGGGGAGAACGACCACUUUGACACCUACGCAGAUGCACUCUGGUGGGGCCUGAUCACGCUGACCACCAUUGGCUACGGGGACAAGUACCCGCAGACCUGGAACGGCAGGCUCCUGGCGGCAACCUUCACCCUCAUCGGUGUCUCCUUCUUCGCACUUCCUGCAGGCAUCUUGGGGUCUGGCUUUGCCCUGAAGGUUCAGGAGCAGCACCGGCAGAAGCACUUUGAGAAGAGGCGGAACCCAGCUGCAGGCUUGAUCCAGUCGGCCUGGAGAUUCUACGCCACCAACCUCUCGCGCACAGAUCUGCACUCCACGUGGCAGUACUACGAGCGCACGGUCACCGUGCCCAUGUACAGUUCGCAAACUCAAACCUACGGGGCCUCCAGACUCAUCCCCCCGUUGAAUCAGCUGGAGCUGCUGAGGAACCUCAAGAGUAAAUCUGGACUUGCUUUCAGGAAGGAGCCCCCGCCGGAGCCGUCUCCAAGCCAGAAGGUCAGUUUGAAAGAUCGUGUCUUCUCCAGCCCCCGAGGCGUAGCUGCCAAGGGGAAGGGGUCCCCGCAGGCCCAGACUGUGCGGCGGUCACCCAGCGCCGACCAGAGCCUCGAGGACAGCCCCAGCAAGGUGCCCAAGAGCUGGAGCUUCGGGGACCGCAGCCGGGCGCGCCAGGCUUUCCGCAUCAAGGGCGCCGCAUCACGGCAGAACUCCGAAGAAGCAAGCCUCCCUGGAGAGGACAUUGUGGAUGACAAGAGCUGCCCCUGCGAGUUUGUGACUGAGGACCUGACCCCGGGCCUCAAAGUCAGCAUCAGAGCCGUGUGUGUCAUGCGGUUCCUGGUGUCCAAGCGGAAGUUCAAGGAGAGCCUGCGGCCCUACGACGUGAUGGACGUCAUUGAGCAGUACUCAGCCGGCCACCUGGACAUGCUGUCCCGUAUUAAGAGCCUGCAGUCCAGAGUGGACCAGAUUGUGGGGCGGGGCCCAGCGAUCACGGACAAGGACCGCACCAAGGGCCCGACCGAGGCGGAGCUACCUGAGGACCCCAGCAUGAUGGGACGGCUCGGGAAGGUGGAGAAGCAGGUCUUGUCCAUGGAGAAGAAGCUGGACUUCCUGGUGAACAUCUACAUGCAGCGGAUGGGCAUCCCCCCGACAGAGACUGAGGCCUACUUUGGGGCCAAAGAGCCGGAGCCGGCACCUCCGUACCAUAGCCCGGAAGACAGCCGGGAGCACGUCGACAGGCACGGCUGCAUCGUCAAGAUUGUGCGCUCCAGCAGCUCCACGGGCCAGAAGAACUUCUCGGCGCCCCCGGCUGCGCCCCCUGUCCAGUGUCCGCCCUCCACCUCCUGGCAGCCACAGAGCCACCCGCGCCAGGGCCACGGCACCUCCCCCGUGGGGGACCCUGGCUCCCUGGUGCGCAUCCCGCCGCCGCCUGCCCACGAGCGGUCACUGUCCGCCUACGGCGGGGGCAACCGUGCCAGCACAGAGUUCCUGCGGCAGGAGGACGCCCCGGGCUGCAGGCCCCCUGAGGGGACUCUGCGGGACAGCGACACGUCCAUCUCCAUCCCGUCUGUGGACCACGAGGAGCUGGAGCGUUCCUUCAGCGGCUUCAGCAUCUCCCAGUCCAAGGAGAACCUGGAUGCUCUCAACAGCUGCUACGCGGCCGUGGCGCCUUGUGCCAAAGUCAGGCCCUACAUCGCGGAGGGAGAGUCAGACACCGACUCCGACCUCUGUACCCCCUGCGGGCCCCCGCCACGCUCGGCCACCGGCGAGGGCCCCUUUGGUGACGUGGGCUGGGCCGGGCCCAGGAAGUGA